CCAUCGCAGCACAAAUGUCGUGCAGCAACUAGACUGAUCAGUACAAAUAGUAGUCUUGCCUACCGAGCGAUCAAACCAAAGCUAAUUUACCCAGUUAAUCAUGCAUCUUGUAGCAACUGUUGCAGUGCUUGUUGUGGCGUCGGUAUCAGGCCAGCGUAGUGCCCAGGAGAGCUACGGGCCACCUCAGCCAUUCCAGUUUGCCUACGCAUCGCAGGACCCGGAAGGCUCGCAUUCUCACAAUCAACAGGGAGACGCCAAUGGACGCAUCACUGGCGAAUAUAGUUUGCAGUUGGCUGACGGAAGACAGCGUAUUGUCAAGUAUACCGCUGAUGAAAACGGCUAUCGUGCGGAGAUAAUCACCAAUGAGCUGGGAACAGAAAGCAAAAAUCCUGCUGAUGUAGUUAUUCAGUCAUCUGCGCCGACUGGCGAUCAGGCCGCGAUUGCUGCAUCAACUGGAUCUGGGGUACCUCGUCCUGCCAGGCCCGCUCCGCGACGACAGGGAUAAUUAUCCCAAACGAUUUCGCUUAUAGUACCAAAGUGUGCCAUAGCAAAUGAUAGCAAAAUGAUUUAUUUUACUUCGACAGAUUGUUAAUAAUACGGUAGGAAAUAUCUGAUUGCUUGAUCUGCAUAUUGCGCGAAUAAACUCGACUCCUAACAUGACUGCAUGUGCUUUAAUAAACUUUUUUUUGGAUUUA
Molecule: messenger RNA, 695 nt
Organism: Varroa destructor (honeybee mite)
Lineage: Eukaryota; Metazoa; Arthropoda; Arachnida; Mesostigmata; Varroidae
Product: cuticle protein 10.9-like
Cellular component (GO): extracellular matrix
Source: RefSeq, a predicted model, not a curated record